Molecule: messenger RNA, 969 nt
Organism: Magnolia sinica
Lineage: Eukaryota; Viridiplantae; Streptophyta; Magnoliopsida; Magnoliales; Magnoliaceae
Exons: 1
Coding region: 1-969 (322 amino acids)
Source: RefSeq, a predicted model, not a curated record
AUGAUGAUUUCUGCCAUGUUCAGCGGACUGAAAGAGGGAAAGUUCACCUUCUCCAGUGGGAAGAAUCCACCGAAGAUGUUGGUUAAGCUUAUCACCAGAGCUCAAAAAUACACUAAUGCCGAGGAGUUCUCUAACUCCAGCAACAAUGUCCAAGUAGCAGAGCCGUUAACCAAAGGGAAGAGGCUGAGGAAUGAGGAGCCCCAACCAUCCAACAAGAAAUCAGACGACUACGUUCCUCGUGAUCAUCACCUGAGUAGGAAGCCUGAGGGCAAGUUCUGUUCCUACACUCCCCUCAACACGUCUAUAGAGCAGAUACCACUAGACAUCAGGGGUCAGAGGCUCCUAAAUUGGCCCGUUUGCAUGAAGGCCGACACGGAAUGCCGAGACAAGCGCAAAUAUUGUCGGUUCCAUUGUAACCACGGUCACAACACGAGUGACUGUGUGGAUCUCAAGGAUGAGAUUGAGACUCUCAUCCGUAAGGGUCAUCUUCACCGAUACACCGAGGAGAAAACAACCCAGAGAGAAGAGCAGCCGAGCAAAGCUGUAAAAGAAAUGGUUGAAAUCUGUACCAUCUUUGGUGGUUCGUCUGGCGAAGGAGACUCAAACAGGGCCCGUAAAGCCCACUCUCAGAAGUUUAUCCCAGAGCAUUAUGUCCACCUAACUGAGAGGUCAAGGAAAGAUCUUCGAGUUAGUCCUUACAGCCUGACCUUCACAGAAGAUGAUGCAUGUGGAAUCUAUCAUCCACACGACGAUGGCUUAGUGGUAAUGAUGACCAUAGCCAAUCACAAGGUGUACUGCAUCCUGGUCGACACCGGGAGCUCGACCGUUGUCAUCUACUCGGAGGCCUUCGAAAAAAUAAGAAUUCCAAGGUCAUGUUUCAGACAUGUGAAAACCCUCCUACACGGCUUUGCCGGAGAAAGGGUGAUCUCCGAAGGAGCUAUCUUCCUCCCUGUGACCGUGGGAGAAUGA